This is a messenger RNA of Gossypium raimondii (Peruvian cotton), 1526 nucleotides long. RefSeq names its product dof zinc finger protein DOF2.2. The record is from RefSeq and is a predicted model, not a curated record. Gene Ontology annotation, molecular function: DNA binding; DNA-binding transcription factor activity. Gene Ontology annotation, biological process: regulation of DNA-templated transcription. The transcript has 2 exons. The coding region runs from base 187 to 1146 and encodes 319 amino acids. NCBI's taxonomy places the organism in Eukaryota, Viridiplantae, Streptophyta, Magnoliopsida, Malvales, Malvaceae.
ACCAAAACAAAAAGCCCUCUAUCCUCCCCACCUUCCUAUCUUUCUUUCCUUCUGCCUCUCUUCUCUUUUAAUUCUCUUCUUUCUUUUGCUUUCUUGGCCUUCAGUAUUCUCCUCCUAGUGUCUAUGGAUUCUCCACCUUAUUAAAGAACCCACCAUACUUUAUAAAAAGAAAAAAAAAUAAUUACCAUGGUUUUCUCAUCUGUUCCAAUCUAUUUAGAUCCUCCCAACUGGCAGCAGCAGCAUAAUCAUCAUCAACAUGGUGGAGUUGGUACUGGUAGUACUGAAAACCCUCAGCUUCCACCUCUUCCUCCACCUUCUCAUGUUGGAGUUGGUGGCGCUGGUUCUAUUAGGCCUGGUUCAAUGGCUGGUCGAGCCAGGUUAGCCAAGAUUCCACAGCCUGAAGCAGCUCUGAAAUGUCCAAGGUGUGAGUCUACUAAUACCAAGUUUUGCUACUUCAAUAACUACAGUCUUUCACAGCCACGCCACUUUUGUAAGACGUGUCGGCGGUAUUGGACUAGAGGGGGUGCCCUUAGAAAUGUUCCGGUAGGCGGAGGAUGCCGGAGAAACAAGAAAAACAAAAGCAGCAGCUCAAAAUCCACAGGUUCAGCUGAGAAACAAGGUGGUUCUAAUUCAACAAAUGCAGUUAAUAAUAAUAUUCCUUCUGAAAUCACAGGCCAUUUGCCACAGCAAACCCCUCAUUUGCCUUUCAUGGCUUCGUUGCAAAGUUUCUCUCAGUUUGGCAUGGGAAAUAUUGGGUUAAACUUUGGUGGUAGUGCUAAUGGAGGACAAGCUGAGAUGGGGUUUCAUAUAGGAACCAACUCAGGCAUGAAUAGCCCUAUUUUAUCAUCAGCAGGUCAUCAGCAGUUCCCUUUCUUUGAGCCAACAAACGGUUUGUAUUCACUUCAAAGUGAAGGCACGGAAGGAUCAUCUUCAAUGGUGGGUGAAAGCCAGCUUCUUCGUUCCAUAACUUCAAGCUCUAGGGUUUCUCAGCUAGCUCCAGUGAAAAUGGAAAACAACAACAACCAAGGGCUAAACCUAUCAAGAUCCAUGAUGAAUAAUGCUUCAGAGAAUAAUCAGUACUGGGGAGGAAAUAAUUGGACAGAUUUAUCAGGUCUCAACGCUUCUAAUACUAAUCAUCUCUUAUAGUUUAAAAACCUGAUCUUGAAGCUGUCCAGUUAUCAAAACAGCUAGCUUUAAUGACAGAUACAUAUAUAUAGUUUGAUCACCUUGACUGGCACACAAGCUUCCAUCAAAAAAAGUAAAUAAUGGGUGGUGAAAAAUUGCAAGGUUAAGUGCAGAACUUAUCCCAUCAUCAUCAUCUAUCGAAGAAAAAACAAAGAUUUGCAGAAUUGAUGUUGCAUGUUUCAUAGUUUAUAUAUUGGUUUUUUUUUUAAUGUUAUUUUGUUUGCAUGGGCUUGUUUACUGAUGUGUUCUAUGUUUAUGUGUGAUGUUAUGGGAUCUUUUAUCUGACAUUAUAAACUAAUUUCCUCUGUGAUAUAUAUAGCCUUUCUCAUGUCUGCAAAUCA